Messenger RNA from Cavia porcellus (domestic guinea pig), 4952 nucleotides. It is a transcript of the gene Ldb3, whose product is annotated as LIM domain binding 3. Gene Ontology annotation, molecular function: actin binding; muscle alpha-actinin binding. Gene Ontology annotation, cellular component: adherens junction; filamentous actin; stress fiber. The record is from RefSeq and is a predicted model, not a curated record. The transcript has 14 exons. Gene Ontology annotation, biological process: actin cytoskeleton organization; muscle structure development; heart development. Bases 183 to 2312 code for a protein of 709 amino acids. NCBI's taxonomy places the organism in Eukaryota, Metazoa, Chordata, Mammalia, Rodentia, Caviidae.
GUCACGGUGGCCACGGGGCGGGCGGGCACAGUGUAGGGUUACAGUCCAUUUAUGGGCGCAGCAAGGGCAGAUAUCUGCGUCCAUGGCAUUCACUCCUGCUAUUCUUAGGCGCCUGCCGGCGGCUCCACACAGCCCCGCGGGGAGAGAGGGAGACAGCAGAGGCGGCCGCUGUCAGCACCAGCAUGUCUUAUAGCGUGACCCUGACCGGGCCUGGACCCUGGGGCUUCCGGCUCCAGGGGGGCAAGGACUUCAAUAUGCCCCUCACCAUCUCUCGGAUCACCCCUGGCAGCAAGGCGGCCCAGUCCCAGCUCAGCCAAGGUGACCUGGUGGUGGCCAUCGAUGGCGUCAGCACAGACACCAUGACCCACCUGGAGGCCCAGAAUAAGAUCAAGUCCGCCAGCUACAACCUGAGCCUCACCCUGCAGAAGUCCAAGCGCCCCAUAACUGUCUCUACAGCAGCACCUCCAGUCCAGUCCCCGCUGCCGGUGAUCCCCCACCAGAAGGAGCCCGCUCUGGACACCAACGGCAGCCUGGUGGCACCCAGCCUCAGCCCCAAGACAAGGGCCGGCCCAGGCACCCUGGGUACCCUGGAGCUCAGGGGUGCCCUUAGCUCCUCCUUCUCCCAGACCUCUGUCUGCUCCACACACAUGGAGGCCUUGGACCCCGGCCCUCCGCGGGCCACCCCGGAGGGGACAAGGAACCCACGGGGCCCGGGACUCCCGGGGACCCCGGGCCAGCCAAGGCAGUAUAACACCCCCAUUGGCCUGUACUCGGCAGAGAGCCUGCGGGAGAUGGCUCAGAGCUACCGGCUGAGCCUCCGAGGGCAGCCCUCGGGAGCUGGACUCCCAGGAGGGAGCCUCCCCGUGAAGGACCUGGCGGUGGACAGCGCCUCGCCCGUGUACCAGGCCGUGAUCAAGAACCAGAGCAAGCCCGAGGACGAGGCUGAUGAGUGGGCCCGCCGCUCCUCCAACCUGCAGUCUCGGUCCUUCCGCAUCCUGGCCCAGAUGACGGGGACAGAAUACAUGCAAGACCCUGACGAAGAGGCCCUGCGGAGGUCAAGCACCCCCAUUGAGCAUGCUCCAGUGUGCACCAGCCAGGCCGCCUCCCCGCUGCUGCCCGCUUCUGCCCAGCCGCCUACUGCCGCCUCUGCCGGCACGGCCUCGCCACCCCUGGCCACCGCUGCUGCCAGAGCUGCCACCGCCUCCGCCACAGCCCCCGGCUUGAGCCCCGAGGAUGGCCCCAGGCCCCAGGCCUCGGCCUACAGCUCCAAAGCCACCACCUCUCCGGCCCCGGCCCCCCACACCGGCUACAGCGAGGGUCCGGCAGCCCCUGUGCCCAAGCCCCGCGUGGUCACCACUGCGAGCAUCCGGCCCUCUGUCUACCAGCCAGUGCCUGUGGCUACCUACAGCCCUUCCCCAGGGGCCAAUUACAGUCCAGCUCCCUACACCCCCUCCCCCGCCCCCACCUACACCCCCUCCCCCGCCCCCACCUACACCCCCUCCCCCGCCCCCACCUACACCCCCUCCCCCGCUCCUACCUACAACCUGGCACCCUCACCAGCCUACAGCGGGGGCCCAGCGGAGUCUGCCAGCCGCCCCCCGUGGGUGACAGAUGACAGCUUUUCUCAGAAGUUCGCCCCCAGCAAGAGCACCACGUCCAUCAGCAAGCAGACCCUGCCCCGGGGAGCCCCAGGCUAUGGCCCUGCUGCUCCCCCGACCCCAGCCCGGGGCACCGUGCAGAGAGCUGAGCGCUUCCCGGCCAGCAGUCGGACGCCGCUGUGUGGCCACUGCAACAGUGUCAUCCGGGGCCCUUUCCUGGUGGCCAUGGGCCGCUCCUGGCACCCGGAGGAGUUCAACUGUGCCUACUGCAAGACCUCGCUGGCGGACGUGUGCUUCGUGGAGGAGCAGAACAACGUGUACUGCGAGCGGUGCUACGAGCAAUUCUUCGCCCCGAUGUGUGCCAAGUGCCACGCCAAGAUCAUGGGGGAAGUGAUGCACGCCCUGAGACAGACCUGGCACACCACCUGCUUCGUGUGUGCGGCCUGCAAGAAGCCUUUCGGGAACAGCCUGUUCCACAUGGAGGACGGCGAGCCCUACUGCGAGAAAGACUACGUCAACCUGUUCAGCACCAAGUGUCAUGGCUGUGACUUCCCCGUGGAGGCAGGUGACAAGUUCAUCGAAGCCCUGGGGCACACCUGGCACGAUACCUGCUUCAUCUGCGCGGUCUGCCACGUGAACCUGGAAGGACAGCCUUUCUACUCCAAGAAGGACAAGCCCUUGUGCAAGAAGCAUGCGCACGCCAUCAACGUGUAGGCCCAAGCAUGGGCACGGGCGCGGCCCGGCUGCUCUGCUGUUGGAAACCUGGGGGUCGAAGAGACGAUGUUUCUUUUGGGGGGCAGGGAGUGAGCAGGCCCUGUUGGGUAUCACUUUAGCCCCCCUCUGUCCAAAGGCCACGUGUUUGCCCAGCUCAGACUAGAAGCCCAAUGCAGCUUUAAAUCCUGCGCAGCUCUCCCAGGCCCGGACCUGCACUUGUGUCUCUGGGGGCAGGACUGUGGGGAGCCCCAGUGGAGCAGCCUCCUGGGGCUGUGCUGCCCUUGUCCCCAGGGCAGGGACCGAGCCGGAGGGCACAGCGCCCCGCUGCUGCGCCUUGCAACACUCAGGGCUCCUGGAGCAGACAAAAUUCAGUGCCAGCAGCGCAGCCUGCUGCGGGGUAUUUUUAGAGCCACAGCUGAGCGCACGCUGCUGAGCCCCAGCAGGCUUUCCUCACCAAAAAAGGAAGCGGUAUUACGCUCCCAGAGUCCUGCAGCCACCUCUGCUCCAGGACUGCAGGAACAGCCUCAGCUGUCCAGGGGCCAGGCGUCUGUCCCCAAGCUGCUCCCUGCCAAGGCCCCGCUGCACCCCUCUCUCACUUGGAAACUCCCGGGGUUCCCGGAAGGCUGCUUUGCCCCUCUGUGACUGGGUGACAUCUGGCCUUUGUUUUGCUUUCAGAGCAUGAGUCCCGCAUGUGUCACCCCCAAGCCCUCUGAUCACUUUUGCAUCCGCCUCUCCCCUCCCCCUGCAAGAGAAGAGGGACAGAGCCUGGCACAGGAGGGCAGAGCAGGCCAACUCUCCCAGCCCUCACCCCUGCCAGCCCGCAGCGGCUGCUGGGACCUCUCCUCCACGCCCGCCUGUCCUUGCCAGAGCCCUUCGGGUGCUGUUCACCCGCCUUGCACACCCGUGUUCCCUGCUGGGGGGAAGAGUGGGGAUGCUUUGGCUGUUUGGGCCAAGAUGGUUGGAGACGUACAAGCUGACUUGCCCCAGCAGCUCUUCCCUAGGUGCUGAAAUAGACCUGAGCCUGUGGCCUGCUCACCACGUAGGUGACAGUUGGGUUAGGGAAGCACAGUAGGGCUGUUCAGGAACAAGAGAGAAGCCUUGUUUCCAAGGCUGGGGACAACACAGCCACUUUCCUUUAUGGGAAGCACUGCUAUGAAAAUGUCAUUGCGGGCUAGGUGUGGUGAUGCACAUCUGUCAUCCCCAGACUGGGGAGGCUGAGGCAGGAGGAGUGCCGUAAGUUCAAGGCUAGGCUGGGCUGCGUAGUGAGUUCAAGGCCAGCCGGAACUACACGGUGAGAUCCUGUCUGGAAAGAAAGAAAGAAAGAAGAAAUGGGGUUAGGGCUGGGGCUGCGACUCCACGACUCCACGCUCCAGCAUUUGCUUCUCACCCCCGAGACACAGGGACUGCAGAUGACCAAGGGGAGGAAAGCAGCCCCACAGCAGGCAGCCGUAGAGAGCUGCUCACCAAGAGGGUCCCGGCGCCCCUCCAGCUCCCUGAUCCUGCUUUGGAUUCCUCCCUGCACCCUGGGAACGAUUUCUAGGAAUGCAUCCGAUUGCUUCCUGCUGAGGGCUCCCAGGCCACCCUACCUAGUGCCUCCCCGCUCUCCGAGGGACGAGGAGCCAGCUGGCCACCGUCCCCAGCCAGCAGCCCGGUUUCUGUUGUUUUUGGAAACACACAGGCCUGAGGAGCCUGCUGCCGUCACAGAAAGGCUCCCCACGGGCGUUUUCCAAAAACGAUCUGUGCGGGAUCAGGGCCUGGUCUCGAGGGAAAAAGCAGGGCCCUCAAGUUAAGUUUCCAGAAUCUCUUUUUGAAGGUUUUAAUGUGUUUGCACACACGUGUGAUAUUAAAUAGUGUAUUUAUGACCCUAAGGAGAAAAAGGAAAUAGUUUAAAGGAAAGCUUCACUAGUAGCCAGGCAGAGUGGCCCAGGCCUGUCAUCCCAGCUCUCCGGAGGCUGAGGCAGGAAGAUCACUGUGAGUUUGAGGACAGCCUGGAAAACAUAUGAGACCUUUGUUUCACAAAAAGGAAAGUUUCACUGUAAUCCUCUGCUGAACGAGUUUUUUCACCUCCCAGAGCUUGAGUAGACACAGAGAGACUCUCAUUUACGCCCAACAAACAUUUUAGGGGCUUGGGGUUCAGCCCAGCAGUAGAGCGCUUUGCUAGCGUGUGCAUGGCCUAGGUUGGAGCCUCACCCCGGCCUAAGAAAGACAAAAACAGCAAUAAAAUCAGUUGCAAAGGAGCAGAAAACAGAGCGGAUUUCAAGGCGGACCCCUGGUUCCUGUGUGCCCGGUGCAGUGUCGGGAUCAAGGCCGGGUGGGGUCCUGCGACCCCGGCUUUAGUGGUUCACGGCGGGGGCACACUUGGGGUCUGUGUCUCCUUGCUGGCAGGAACGUGGACGAGCGAGACCGAUUGCCGCUGAGCGACUGCUGUCUGCGGUGUCCGUGUUCGGAAGCCAGCUUUUCUUAGGGUGAUCCCUUUCCGCCCCCCGCGUGCCUGCCUUGGCAUUUUUGGGGGGCUGAGAUUUCAGAAGUGGAAUGUAGCGUGUUCGAGGUCUGCACAGAGCUGGUUUGCAUGUUUCCCUCCUUUGGCCCGUGUGAAUUCUACUUUUUAGUAAAAUAAAUCUCAGAAAGGAUGUGGACAUA